Mercenaria mercenaria is the source of this 1119-nucleotide messenger RNA. RefSeq names its product heat shock 70 kDa protein 12A-like. Bases 1 to 1119 code for a protein of 372 amino acids. Lineage: Eukaryota; Metazoa; Mollusca; Bivalvia; Venerida; Veneridae. Gene Ontology annotation, molecular function: ATP-dependent protein folding chaperone; ATP binding. The record is from RefSeq and is a predicted model, not a curated record. The transcript has 2 exons.
AUGAUAACUAUUCCGGCUAUUUCCAGUGAUUCUGCAAGACAGUUUAUGCGUGAGGCUGCCAGGGAUGCAGGGAUCCCUGAGAACCAGAUGCGUCUUGUCCUGGAACCAGAAGCUGCUGCCCUAUAUUGCCAACAAAAAACAGUGGUAGAUGACAACAGACUUCCUGUUGGAUUCAAAUAUGUCCUUGCUGAUCUAGGUGGUGGAACAUCUGAUAUUUGUGUACAUGAAGUUAUGGAGGAUGGUAAACUCAGGGAAGUGUAUAGAGCAACAGGGGAAAUAGCAGGAGGGACUGAUGUUGAUGAUGAAUUUUUGUCUUUCCUGAAGGAAUUAGUAGAUGAAAAGAAGAAACAGUCUUUACCAGCCAAAAUCAAAGAGUCAAAGUAUGCAGAUAAAAUGGAAUAUUUACCUAUUGAGGCAAGGCUUAACAUUCACUGUGAUCUAAUGAAGCUAUUCUUCAAACCUUCCAUUGAUAGCAUUGUUAACUUAGUGAACGAAAUCCUUAAAGAAUGUGCUGGUGACAUUGAUACACUGCUGCUUGUUGGAGGUUACAGCGAAUCUUCAUAUCUAAUGGACAGAAUUAAGUCAGAGUUCAGUAAUAUGACAGUUGUCCUUGUAGAAGAUGCUAGACUGGCUGUGUUAAAUGGGGCAGUGAUGAUGGGCUGGAAACCUAAAAACAUCAUUCAACGUAGGUCAAGGUUCACAUAUGGAUUUGCUGUUAAUGAGCCAUUCAUAGAGGGAAAGCAUCCAGAGAGUCGGAAGUGCAUAGUGGAUGGACAGGCUUGGUGUUACCUGUUAUUUAAGAAGAUGAUAGAGAAAGGUCAGAUAGUGGAGUAUGGACAAACAUUCAGAUUUAAAGGAUAUAAUACAGCCAGGGAACCAGAAGAGAAACAUGAGGAGAGAUAUACCUUACUGUGGAGAUCUACAAGAGAGAAUCCUCAGUACUGUAUAGAGGAGGGGUGUAGUAUGGUAGGAGAGAUUGUGAAGAAACCUCCACCAGAGGGAUGGCCUGAUUACUGGAGGAGUGACACACAUCUCAUAGUGGGAGAGACAGAGUUUACAGUGAAAGAUUUCAAUCAUACAACAGGACAGGAAUACAAAGCCCAAAUGAAUUUUCUAUGA